AUGCUCGGUGUCAUUUUGAUCUGUUGGAACAUGCUGGCUCAGGAGGCAGAGCUCUUCAUCCAUGCGAUGACAUCGCCAACAGUCGCAUCUGCGUCCCAGAAGGGGCGCAAGAGUUCUUGCACACAGCUCGACCUUUGUCGUGCGAUCAGCAUAGCUGAGGUCAUAGCUGCGCACGCAGCCUAUGUGGAGAAGGUCCUUGUCGACGCGCUGUCGGCAGAAGUGGAUGUGGCCUUCCUUCAGGAGCUGAACCAUGAAGUUGCCCAGAAGGUGCUGUUGACGGUUGUCUGCAAGUGCGUGCAAAAGUGCUGUCUGCAGAAAGGCUGGGCUACGGCCUUGUCAGAAGCCAACGAAGACAGCGGCAAGUGCAACGCAAUGACGAUGGUGGUUUCACGACAACCCAUCGAUGAGGAGCAGCAGGUCGCCGUUGAGGUGGGAAAGAAGAAAAGAUACUUCGCAGCUGCCAGGUGUGGGUCUACCUGGUUCGUGUCCUGCCACGUGCCCAUCGUCAGCGACAAAAAAAGCCCGCCGAACUUUCAGGAGGACACGGCAGCGCAGGUCCUCGAGCAGCUGAGCGCUGAGCUGCGCGGUGAGCGCAUUGUGGCGGGUGGAGAUUGGAAUGCCAAAGUCCACGAGGUCGCAAAGCAGUACAAGGCCAAAGACAAGAUGCCUGGCUGCUGGCGCAAUGGGCAGCGACCAGACGAGAUUUGCCCGGCACUAAGCAAGACUCACGCAGUUUCCGGACAGCCUUUGUGCGGCUCUGGGGCGUCGGGAGCACAAGAUACUGCAGCCUAUGAGAUUAUGGAGGGGAGAGGACGUCUCUCAAUCGGAAUUUCGCUGGCCCUGAAGGAAGGCUGGAAGGCUAGUGAUACUGUGAUUAACUGCGACCAAGACUUGGCAAUAGCAAGGCUUCGCCACCGUUGGGGCAAGGAUUCUGCGCGUCCGCCGACGGCCAACCUUUGUGAUUCGCUGGAGGUGUAUUUCGGCAAGCUGAAAGACGGCACAGAGGUUGCCGUCAAGUGCCUCAGGCCGGGAGUCAAGCGGCUGCUAGAAGCUGACUUGGCUUUGCUGCUAUGUUUUGGCAACUGGGCAGAGUCUCUGGAGCCUCUUCGCAUGCUUGGCUUGAAGAAAGCCGCAGAAGAGUUUUGCGAACAUGUGCAGAUGCAGACGGACUUUCGCACGGAAGCCUCCCACCUGCAUCGUUUCCGCGAAAACUUCGAGGAGUUGAAGUCAAUAAGAUUUCCUUCCCCGCUGUAUGCCUCGCAAGAGCUUCUCGUGCUGUCUCGGGAAGUGGGAAGAGAGCUCUCCCGUGUUUUCCGAGAGGCCAUGACUUCUGAUGGUCAUGAAGAGAGACAAGACGUUGACCGAUUCGAGAGCCACGCGGAUACUAUCAGAAGUAUCUUGGGCAUUCCUCAGGACGUAAGUCGGAGGAUUGCAUCAGACAGUCUUGCGGCUUACAUGCGCAUGAUCUUCAAAGACCAGUUCAUCCAUGGAGAUCUCCAUCCUGGGAAUGUGAUGCUGAAGCUGGCUGGCGGCUCGAGCAGUUCUCACCCUGGACAGGACAAGGCCGACGAUGGAGCCUCCUUGGUUGGCAAAGCCUCCGACCGCUUGAACUCGGUGGUGACCCGUGCUCGAGGUCAGCCUUUCGAGCUGAUCAUUCUGGAUGCUGGCUUGGCGAUACCACUCGCGCGGGAAAAAGUCGAGGCCUUGCGCUCCCUCGCGCUUGCGAUCAUCUACGGCGACUUUAACAGGGCUGCACAGAUUCUGUAUGACCAGAGUCCCGACACUUCCAAUUGCCAGGAUCCGCAGGCUUUCAAGAGCGGGCUGGCGAAGGCAUUCUGCGACUGCAGGAAGCAGGUCUACGAGGACGGGUUCGUGCAGGUUAGCGAUGCUGUGUUGGAGGCACUUCGCUUGGUUCGAUACUACAAUGUAGGACUCGACACCACGCUCACGUGGACCCUGCUGGGAAUGCUCAGCAUUGAAGGCUCUGCGCGCCAGCUCGAUCCAGAGGUGGAUUGCGCCAGAGCUGCGACGAGGUACAUCUUGAAUCUGCCCAGCUUGCGCAAAGAGCUCCAGAGCCAAUCCUGGCACACCUCAAGGCACAUGUUUACGGAGAUGCUCAUGAACCGGCUUGGAUUUGACUACUGGGCGCAUGGCUCAGUCAGCUCCACCAGGCAGCACAGAAACAUAUCAGCUCUACAAUGA
Symbiodinium sp. CCMP2456 is the source of this 2202-nucleotide messenger RNA. The record is from the annotation of a GenBank genome assembly. Lineage: Eukaryota; Dinophyceae; Suessiales; Symbiodiniaceae.